AUUUUGACAAUUGAACCGUCAUUCUGUGAGUGUGAAAGAAACAAUGGGAAAACAUUAAACAAAAUUGUACAUGUGCACUGUGAGUAGCGGGAAAGUUUUCGAAAUCGAUUGGACAUGAUUUUUGCGACACGUUACUCAACCAUACUCCAGUUAAUAGUUUUCUAUUUGUGAGUCGCAUUUUGAAUCUUAAACAUGAUAUUGUUUAACACAAUAAUCAACAAUGAAGAAAAGGUGGUAGUGGUGUUAUUAUUAUCCUUACAAUAACAACACAUUGAAAAAUAUUAGAAAAAGUAAACUGAAAUUGUGAAAUAUCUUUAAAGUAAGAAUAAGCAAAGAAGCAAUUGAAAUUUUACAAAUGUAUAUAAACGAUUUUAAAUAUUUAACUUCCACUUUAGAUAUAGUGGAUGUAUCUGAAUACAUAAAUAUUUGUAAAAUCUUUUAUGUACUUUGCAAUGAACAUAAAGUAUUUAAUUUUGAUCAGAGACAAAAUAAAAGAUUAUAUCCAAAAUAUCAUAAAAGAAGACUAUAUCGGCAAUAUGAACAUGUAAUUGGAAAUCAAAAGAAUUUAUACAUAUAAUUUUUUAAGCCAUGGAGGAUUAUACUCCUAUUGAUGAAGAUUUUCCUGGCCGAUUACUACACCAAGCUGCUUUGUGGGAUAACGCGGAACUAUUAGAAGAUCUUUUGCGAGGAGAGCAUGCACAAUACAUAAACAGUCAAGAUUCAUGGGGUAGAACUCCAUUGCAUGCUGCAGCUAUUACAGAAAACUCAAGGUGUUUGGAUGUAUUGUUGUCUGCUGGUGCUAAUCCAAAUAUACCAUGUGGACCAAGAGGUCAUUAUAGAACACCAUUACAUAUUUGUGCAGAACAUGGUCAUAGUUCCAAUAUUGAGAAACUCUUGGAAUUUAAUGCUGAUUUAAUGAUUAUGGACAAUAACGGUCAAAAACCAAUAGAUGUAGCUGAAAAAAAUAUGCAAGACGUUUGUUCAAAUUUAUUGAAAUUGGCAGCCGAGAAAUAUGAAUUGGCGAAACUUGCAAUGCAUGCGUCUUUGCGUGCAACUUGUAUUCAGGGAGAUACAGUGGCAGCUAAAAACAUUAUUCAAGGAAUCACUACCAAUUUGGAGUACAUUAUUAACAUGGCACCAAAUGGAGCAAAUACUCUACUUUUUAUAGCAUGUGAAAUGGGUCACAAAGAUAUAGUACGAAUACUUCUAGAUCAUGGCGCGGAUUGCAGAAUACAUCCUGUUACAAAGUACUGUCCAUUGUACAUAGCAUGUUAUAAUGGUAAGGUAGAGAUUGUGGAACUGCUUCUCCGACAUUUUCCUAAACAGGUUCACUCCUUAACAGUGGAAAAAUGGUUACCAAUUCAUGCAGCAGCUAUAAAUGGUCAUCAUUUGGUUAUUGAUUUGCUGUUAAGAUUCGAAUAUCCACAACAAACAUACCAAUGUUACAAAGAUUCGUCUGGAGAAUUUGAAUAUGACAUGCCAUUUGAUAUCAAUACUCAAGAUGUUACAGGACAGAAUGUUCUUUACAUAUCUAGCAUGCUUGGAAAUAUUAAAAUCGUAGAGCUGUUACUAAAUUACAGAGUAAAAGCAAGAAAAAUCAAAGAGGAAGAUAUGGGAGUUUCACAGCCACUUCCUAUGUCGAAAAGGAAAAUUUCAAGUGGAAUUCAGAGGUUAAUGUCUAGUUUAAAUUUUAGGAGUAAAGCAUUUGAUAAAAAAGAUGACAAUAUGAUAUGCCCGUUAAAUUUAGAUUUGUACUGCAACAAUGCUAGUGAAACCUCUUUAUACGCUGCCGUGAGAGGUAAACACACAGAAGUCGUCACUGCUUUGUUAGUGGCAGGUGCCGAUCCAAAUUUACCUGUGAAAGUUCCUUGCGAUCAAAGCGAUCCAGAAAGUAAUUACUCUAAUGCAUUAAUAGUAGCUUGUCAGCAGCGCGACAUAAAAAUUGCUGAGCUCUUAUUGAAGCAUGGUGCUGUGGAUAAUACAUGCAAAGCGAUCAAAAUUGCCGCACAAAAUCGAGAUGAACCCUUGACAGCGAAGCUCUUAUCUAUAAAAGCUUACCCCGACUCAGAGUAUAAGAUCAACAAAAAAGCCAUGACCGAAUGUACACAAACAUCUCAUUUUUCUGCGUUAUCUUCUUUCGGUAACGUCACAUAUUCGACAUUAUUUCCAAAUACUCCAACAAUGAUAAACUGGCAUGAUCAACAGUGUCAUCUUUCGCAAAUACGAUCUCAAUGGUUAAUUGAUGCCGUAUUGCACGUGAACAAAAAACUGAGCGCCAAGAACAACGAUCUGGUCUUGUAUGCCAUUACAAGGAUAGAUAUUUCUCAUAAUUCCAUCACCUCUAUACCAUCCUCUAUAUUUUAUUUACAAAGUCUACGGUAUCUUAGCAUUGCUCAGAAUAAAAUAGACACUUUGACUGCUGAACCAAAAAGUCCUAAGGAUAAAUUGUGUCCGGUUUUGGAAGAGAUGUAUCUCCAAGACAAUCGACUGGAACAAUUACCAGAAUUUAUUAUGAAUCUACCUGCGUUGGAGAUAAUGGACGUUUCCAACAAUAAGCUGCAAUGUCUUCCAGACAAUUUAUGGCGAGCGCCAAAGUUGAAGGAAUUAAAUGCAUCGUUCAAUUUAUUAAAAGAUCUCCCUAGUCAAGUAUCACAAAAUAUUUCUCGAAAAUCGCAACGGGACGACGCAUUAAAUAAUAGCCCCAGUAGUCGAAGCUUAGCGUCGCAACUCGCUAUUUCACGCGAAGAUUCGUUAGAGUUUGAAUCGUUCACUAAAAUAGCGAAUGCACAAAUCAUCGAAAUGAAUCGCCCACAUGUUUGGACCAGAUCGGUCCAUGUUUCAGAAAAAAUUUUGGAUGAUAACGAAGGCGGAGUAAGAUCGGUAUUAACGUCUCUGAAUUUGGCGCACAACUUAUUUAAUAGUAUUCCAGUGGCAUUACCGUGCCUGGCUGUUACAUUAGUGAGGUUGAACAUGGCUUAUAAUUCUCUUCGAUCUAUGAGCCAUAUAACGUCCUACCCUGCGAGCUUAAAACAAUUAGAUUUGUCCAAUAAUCAGAUCUCUCGAUGGCCCAGUUUACCACAAGUGGAUGGUGCUGAUUUAACGGAGCAAGCAAACACCGCGUGCUAUUGUCCUACUACAAAUGUACAAUCUCCGAUUGUUCCAGGCAGUAACCGACAGACGGCAACGUCUUUACGUGACGUAGUUCUCAUGUCAGUUUGCACGCACAGACGUCACUUACGAUUAGAAAAUUUGAGAACGUUGAUUCUUACCAACAAUUUGUUAAACAGGAUCCAAUUGACUUCGAUUGACGACGGGGAAAUGCCAAAUUUGGAAGAAGAAAAUGUAGAUAAAGAUACGAAAAUAACUUACUCUGGUUCGAAAUUGUAUUUGUUAUUCCCUAACGUCAGUAUGCUCGAUGUUAGCAACAAUAAAUUAAAAGAGAUUCCGCAAAAUAUUUACGAGCUUAACAAUCUCUCUGUUUUAAAUAUAAGCGGCAAUCCAGAAAUUGUCGAGUUGCCACCACAAAUGGGAUUACUCUCCCGUUUAUGGAAUUUGAAUACUCAAGGCUGUAGACUGCAAGAGCCUUUAAAGACAAUGAUUGAAUCGAAAAAAUAUAAGACAAUGGAUGUUAUUGGUUACUUAAAGUCAAUUCUAGAAGAUGCCAAACCGUAUGCUCGAAUGAAGUUAAUGAUUGUGGGAAUACAAGGUAUUGGGAAAACAAGUUUGUUGGAGCAACUAAGACAAGAAGGUGAGGUACCAAAUAAGAAAAAAGCUUCCGAGCAUUGGGCAAAAAGAAUGGGUAAUAAAAAUAUUAACGCAAAAACUGCCAGGGGAACGACGAUAUCUACUGUUGGUGUCGACAUCGGAGAUUGGAUUUAUGAGAAAAAAAUGCGAGGUCAAUCGUCUCACGGGCCUGUUUACUUUCGAACAUGGGACUUUGGUGGACAAAGGGAAUACUAUGCAACGCAUCAAUAUUUUUUAUCUAAGCGUAGCCUGUAUUUGGUUGUAUGGAGAAUUACAGAUGGCUUUAAAGGAGUCUCUGAAAUAUUUCAGUGGUUGGUAAAUAUUCAAAGUAGAGCGCCUAAUACUCCAGUAAUUAUUGUUGGUACUCAUUAUGAUAUAUCAUACGAACAUAGCGAAGCCUUACAACAAUACAUUCGCGAUAAGUUUAUAAAUGUUGUCGAUGCUGAGAAAUGUGGCUUACCAAAAGUCAUGGAAACUAUCGAAGUAAGCUGUAAAACGAAACACAACAUAAAGAUGCUGUGCAACUUGAUAUACGACGUUGUUUUCAGUCUCAGAUCGCCUGGAAGCAAAGAAUUGCUACUCGAACAAAAAGUUCCUUCCAGUUAUCUUGCCUUGGAAGAUGUAGUAAUACAACUUGCGCACGAUAGAAAACUAUCCGGCGGUGAUCCGGUUUUGAAAGCUGACCAAUACUAUACAGCAGUAAAUAACGAACUUCAGAAAUUACAUAGAUCGUUCAGAGAUCCUGCUGAGCUACAUCAGGCGACGCUUUUCCUUCAUGAGAAUGGCAUUAUUUUGCAUUAUGAUGACGCCACUCUGAAAGAUUUAUACUUCCUUGAUCCACAAUGGCUUUGUGACAUGUUGGCACAUGUAGUUACGAUACGUGAAAUUAAUCCGUUUGCUAGAUCUGGUAUAAUGAAACUAGAUGACAUUCAGCACGUCUUUAAAUCAUCAACGAUAUCAUCCAUUGACACACAAGGAUAUAUCGUUAGUUUGUUAAAUAAGUUUGAAGUUGCAUUAACGUGGGAUUAUCGGACUUUACUAAUUCCUUCUUUAUUGCCAACUGAAGAAGAUAUUUUAAGAAGUAAUCAAGUGAUAAAAAUCCCAGUAAAAACGCGAAGUUGGCAUAUGCGUUGUAAAAAAAUUGCUUCUCCAAUGAUAACAUUUCAAAACUCAUCCGGAGAUAAAACAAACAAUGAAUGCGUAUUGACAUCUAGAUCACAACCGGAUUGCUCCGUUACAAGACUGCUCCUGAUGUCUUACUUUCCAAGCGGCUUCUGGUCGAGGCUCAUAACUAGAAUUUUAGCCGAUGAUGCAAUUGUUGAAAUUGUGAUGUCGUUUUUAGCGCCGUUUAAAGAUUUUGUCGAUGAUAAUAUUUUUAUAAGUUUGUUAGAUAUGCAAGCAGAAUGGGUACUUUGGCAAACAGGAAUAGAACUAAGGUAUGCUAAUAUUACUUUACUACGUCUGAAAGAAGUCAAUUACAAUUUGAAAAACGUACCGUAUGAUUAUAGACAGUAUAAGUUUAAGUUAAAGCAAGAUGGCAUAUGGUGCAAUGUAGAUUUUAAAAAUUCGGCAAUUUUAGAAAUUUGGUUUCCAGUUGACACAUUGGUAAUUAAGCAACCGAUCAUGUCUGAUUCGGUGGAUGAAGAACCAAUGGGUUAUCAGGCAAUUGUAGUUGAACCUCGUCCAGAAAGCAUGCCACAAUUACUAGCAUUAAUAGUCGAUCAUAUUGAUAUUUUACUAGAGGAUUGGUAUCCUACAUUAGGAACACGGUUUGUGCACACAUCCGAGGGUAAAUUAUUGGUCACACGGUUAAUACCGUGUCCUCGAUGUUUACUAAAUAAUGGAGAAAACGAGAACGAAAUUAGCGAUAAUGAUCGGUUAGUCGAAGAUAUUCAAAAAUAUUAUGUAAAUAAAGAAAGACAAAGUCAGGAUAGUUAUAAGUCGGAUGGUGAUAGUGGAGUAGGCUAUGAUAGCUUAACAUCAAGUAGAAUGCCAUCGUUAGAAGGUCACCCAGAUAUUGCUAAACAAAAUGCGCAUUCUGAAGGUAUUUUAGCAUAUUCCUGGAUGGUUGAAGAGUGUAUUCUAUCUGCCUACAGUAAUAAACCAAUUAGUUGUCCUAAGCACUCUGAUAUACCAUUAUCACAUGUAGCACCAGAUAUUAUUUUUAUGGAUCUUGGAGCAAAACAUUUAAUAAAAUCAGAAGAUAUUAAAUUAGGGAAACUGUUAGGUCGUGGCGCAUUUGGCUUUGUUUUUAAAGGAGUAUGUCGUUUACCUGGAACAUAUCAAAGAGCUGAUAUUGCUAUAAAAAUGCUACAACCAGUUCCACCAGGUCCAAAUUCAAAACAGUCUGCUAUUCUAGCUUACAAGGCUGCACAAAGUAAAUGGGAUCGAGAUCCCUUACAAUACGCUUGCAAAGCAUACUGUACUGCUAGACAAGAAUUAAAUAUUUUAUUAACGCUUAGACACACGAAUAUUGUACCAUUAAUUGGCAUAGUGGUUAGUCCACUCGCAUUGGUAUUAGAUUUAGCACCAGGAGGUGCAUUAGAUAGUGUUUUAAAAAAUUACAGACGUUCAGGUGCUAAAUUAGACCCAUAUACAUUACAAGCUAUAAUUCUUCAAGUAGCAAAAGCUGUAGAGUAUCUUCAUCAGCAACAUGUAAUUUAUAGAGAUUUAAAAUCAGAAAAUGUUUUAGUGUGGCAAAUGCCUCUACCUUUUCAAAAUCAUCCUGAACAUCCUGUCCAUGUUAAAGUAGCCGAUUAUGGUAUAUCCAGACUAACAUUACCAACUGGUGCUAAAGGAUUUGGUGGAACAGAAGGGUUUAUGGCACCUGAAAUUAUUAAGUAUAAUGGCGAAGAAGAGUAUACCGAGAAAGUUGAUUCUUUUUCGUUUGGAAUGUUCGUAUAUGAAUUGAUUACUUUAAGACAACCAUUUGAAGGCCAUGAAGCAGUUAAAGAAUGUAUUUUAGAAGGUGGAAGACCACCAUUAUCAUAUAGAGAGACAUUUCAUCCUUGUUAUGCUCUUGAUCUAAUGGUUAUAUGUUGGGCUCAAAACCCAAAAGAUCGACCAACUGCUAGCCAAAUAGUUUCCAUUGCAUCUGCACCUGAAUUUACACAUCUUAUAGAUGUAAUAGUAUUAACGGAAAGAACGCAAGUAACUGCGAUUACCAUGACAAAUAGGACUAUAGAAGAAAAUAUAAAUGGUGAUGAAAUUUGGUUUGGGCAUAAUAAUGGUGAAGUUGAUAUGUUACUGGGAACACAAAAAGGUUGGUUACAGCAUGUUAGAAUUGAAACCCCUAUAAUACCAUAUGCAAUGUGCGGAGUAGAUGGAUAUAUUUGGAUUGGGGAUAAUGCAGGUCAAGUACAUGUUUAUUUAGGCAGUAAUUUUGGUUGUGUUGCUAGUUACAACCUUGAACCUGAUCACCGUAAAGAAUCUAAAGUAGUGGGUUUAAUAUAUUUGGAACAAAUAAAACAAUUUGUAGUAGCAUUACAUAGUGGAAAAAUUUUUUUAUUAUCAAACUCUUUCACUCAAAUGAAAAAAGUAGAAGUCGUGACUGACAUACAAGAUAAUAUAAAGACAUAUUCCUUGGCAGCUAUUUAUAAAAAGAAACGCAUAUUGGAAUUAUGGGUUGGACAAAGUUUUGGUAGAAUAUCAAUCUAUGUCUUAAAAGACAACAAUUUAAUAGACACAGUACAAGUUUUUCAUGCUACUGGAGAGGCAGCUAUGAAAAACUUAUUUGCUACAUAUUUAUUAAGUGCUGAAAAUUCAAUUUUAUCAUAUACAUACCCUGGGUGUAUUGUCUACCAAUGGGAUGUAGAUACCAGGCAUAUAAUAAAUAAAUUAGAUAUGUCAAAAUUAGUACCUUGUUCAGAGAGUCUCAAGUCUAUUUCCAUAGAAGAAAAUUUAUCAACAGAAAAAUGUCAAGUAACAGCUUUGGAAACUUGUAGAAAUCAAUUGUAUAUUGGUACUACUUGGGGAUGUAUUGUAGUAGCUGAAUGUAUCUCUCUUAGGCCAAUUACUGUUUUUAGACCUUUCGAGGGUAAAGUAUGUCAAAUAAUAUCAUUUAAAUCAGCAGAUGAAAAGAAGUUAGUACUGGCAACUGUAGGCCAAGGUUAUAGAAGUUUAAUUUCACGAUACACAGAUUUUCCAGUUGAUUGUUCAGAUGCAGACGAUCUUAAGCAUAGUAUGUAUGCUCUUUUAUGGAGAUCUGAACAUUGGUCAGCUGCUUAAUUAUAACUUUCUCUAAAAGCAUAAUGUUAAGAGUGCUUCAUGGUGCAAAGAUUAAGAGUGAUAUAACUGGUUGAAAAUUCUAUACGUCCAUGGUAUACUUUAGUAUAUAGACUUUAAGCUUUCUACCUUGCCUCAUAUAAAAUCUCUUGCACUGAAGCUAUAAACAUGUAUUCUCUAAUCUGUCCAAGCUGUACGGUGCUUGAUCAAAAACUUUCUGUAAACUUAAUUGGAGAACAAGCGUAAUUUAAGCAGG
Hylaeus volcanicus is the source of this 8224-nucleotide messenger RNA. It is a transcript of the gene Lrrk, whose product is annotated as leucine-rich repeat serine/threonine-protein kinase 1. Gene Ontology annotation, biological process: protein phosphorylation. Lineage: Eukaryota; Metazoa; Arthropoda; Insecta; Hymenoptera; Colletidae. Gene Ontology annotation, molecular function: protein binding; protein kinase activity; ATP binding. The record is from RefSeq and is a predicted model, not a curated record. The transcript has 2 exons. Bases 589 to 7971 code for a protein of 2460 amino acids.